This is a messenger RNA of Gossypium arboreum, 2077 nucleotides long. RefSeq names its product ABC transporter G family member 1-like. Bases 28 to 1965 code for a protein of 645 amino acids. The record is from RefSeq and is a predicted model, not a curated record. Gene Ontology annotation, molecular function: ATP hydrolysis activity; ABC-type transporter activity; ATP binding. Gene Ontology annotation, cellular component: membrane. The transcript has 8 exons. NCBI's taxonomy places the organism in Eukaryota, Viridiplantae, Streptophyta, Magnoliopsida, Malvales, Malvaceae.
GAUAUAAAUAUUUGAUGCAGUUGCAGCAUGCAUGAUAGACCGGAGAUCGAGGCUGUAUUAGAAAUGGAAUCCAUUAACUCAACGCCAAGGAUUCAUACAGGAAAAAGUAGCAGCACGGAUGCCGAGGAUGGCGUUUUCUUAACAUGGAAGGAUUUGUGGGUCACAGUUGUUAAUGGUAAAAAUGGUCGACCAAUCCUACAGGGCCUGACUGGCUUUGCACGUCCCGGUGAGCUCUUGGCUAUAAUGGGUCCUUCAGGAUGUGGCAAGUCCGCCCUUCUUAAUGCCUUAGCAGGGAUAUUGGAUCCUCAUACAAGGAAGGCAGGAGAUAUUCUUAUCAAUGGGCAUAAACAGACCAUGGCUUAUGGAACAUCGGCAUACGUAACACAAGAUGAAGCACUGAUUCAUACCUUGACCGUAACCGAAGCCGUAUACUACUCGGCUCAGCUCCGGUUACCGGAUACAAUGUCGAGGUCAGAGAAGAAACAAAGAGCUGAAACGACGAUCAGAGAAAUGGGACUGCAAGACGCCAUGAAUACAAGGAUCGGUGGAUGGGGAAAUAACGGGCUAAGCGGUGGUGAAAAGAGGAGACUUAGCAUUUGCAUUGAAAUAUUAACACGCCCUAGGCUUUUGUUCCUUGAUGAACCCACCAGUGGGCUUGAUAGUGCAGGUUCGUAUCAUGUGAUGAGAAGCAUUGCCAGCCUGAAUCGAAGAGAUGGGGUUCGAAGAACAAUCAUUGCAUCCAUCCAUCAGCCUAGCAGUGAAGUGUUUCAGUUAUUUCACAGUCUUUUUCUUCUAUCUGCGGGCAAAACUGUGUACUUUGGUACACUUUCAGCUGCAAACGAGUUCUUUGCUUCCAAUGGAUUCCCUUGCCCGACUCUUCAGAAUCCAUCGGAUCACUUCCUCAAAACCAUUAACAAGGAUUUCGACAAGGAUAUUGAGGAAGGCUUCGUUAAUGAAAUCCCCACUGCGGAAGUAAUCAACAUUCUGGUGAACUCAUACAAGUCUUCUGAUAUAUUCCAACAUGCUCAGACAGAGAUAGCUCAAAUUUGUAAACAGCACAGCAGAGCAGUGGAGAAGGAGAAAAGACAUGUAACCUUCUUUACCCAGUGUCAUGUUCUUACUAGAAGAUCAUUCAUUAACAUGUAUCGAGAUCCAGGUUACUAUAGAUGGCGUCUAGCUGUCUAUAUUGCAUUGACUUUAACCCUUGCCGUCCUGUUUAACAACCUCGGCCUCAGCUAUGGUUCAAUCCAGGCAAGAGGUGCAUUGCUUUUGUUUGUAACUGCAAUUCUGACCUUCAUGACCAUAGGUGGAUUCCCUUCUUUUGUGGAGGAAAUGAAGGUGUUCGAACGAGAAAGGUUAAACGGGCACUACGGUAUCAUUGCUUUCGUCUUAGCCAACACCAUUUCGGCUAUUCCCUUCCUGAUAGUAAUUUCACUAAUCCCAGGCACCAUAUGUUAUUACAUUCCGGGUCUUCAAAAAGGGUUUCAACACUUCUUUUUCUUUAUAUCCACCUUAUUUGCUUCUAUGAUGCUGAUCGAGAGCUUAAUGAUGGUCGUUGCCAGUUUGGUACCCAAUUUCCUUACGGGAAUCAUAGUGGGUGCUGGGAUUCAAGGUAUAAUGAUGUUGGUCGCCGGAUUCUUCCGAUCACCGGCCGAUCUUCCCAAGCCGGUGCUGAAAUACCCUUUACACCACAUUGCUUUCCACAAGUAUGCUUACCAAGGAUUGUUAAAGAACGAGUUUGAAGGGUUGAGAUUUGAGAAUGAUCAUAAUAAUAAUAACAAUAACGUUGGAAGUGGAGGGGCGAGGCCGAUGAUCUUAACGGGAGAAGAUGCGUUGAGGGAUAUAUGGCAUGUGGAAAUGGCGACCUCGAAGUGGGUUGAUCUUGGGGUACUUUUUGCCAUGGUUGUUUUUUAUAGGGUUUUGUUCCUCGGCAUCAACAAGUUAAAACCCAAAUGUCACUAUUGAUGCUUACAUAUUUUAUAUUUGUUCAAGUUUGAUUCAGCUUGAAAUAUUGAUUUAAAAUAUUAUUCGUGUAACAGUUUAUUUUUUAGUGGUAUCAAAAAUAGUGGUUUCAAAA